Messenger RNA from Mytilus californianus (California mussel), 965 nucleotides. RefSeq lists its product as uncharacterized. The coding region runs from base 603 to 965 and encodes 120 amino acids. Lineage: Eukaryota; Metazoa; Mollusca; Bivalvia; Mytilida; Mytilidae. The record is from RefSeq and is a predicted model, not a curated record. The transcript has 3 exons.
UUUUUUUUCGUUAUCGGUAAAAAGUAUCCACAUUUUAGAUAGGUGUUCUUUAAAAUACAUAUGCAAUGUUAUACAUUUUUAAAAAGCUAAGGUUCUCAAGAUUUUAAAUAUGUAACUGUCAUCGGUAAAUACUUGCUUGAAUUUACACAAAAAAUUAUUAAUUUAAAAAACACAACCCGAGAAAACUGCAUAAAUUUACCGCCAUUUCACAAAGUACAAAGCUGCAGUUGAACGGCAAAUUGGGUAUUAAAUUCCAACCGCACUUCCAUGAACGGAUUCUCGAAUAUUCAGUAGACAAAACUAAAACUUUUGGCCGAUUUAUUUUUUCUAAAAUCACUUUUAUUUUUUUUUAAGAAUGAUUUUCUUAAACGUAUGGUCGUAAGUGGUCCACAGUUUGCCGUUGUUUUUCUUUGUUUCGGACAUUUGGACUCGUAUAACUUGAUGCGUAUUCAAAUAGGAAAAACUAAAGUUAGCUGCAUGUUACUCAUUACAUUAUCUAAAUGUUGGUGUAUUAUACAUAUUUAUUAGUCUACAGUUUACUUCGCAAUGAUUAGAGAAAGAUUCAAGUCGGAGGAUGAAAAAGCGGAUUUUUUUCCCCCGUCAUGACUUGUUAUUUGUUAGAAUUUCUUAUCAAAAUGGCUACGCCCCCGAGAGAAGUUGACGAUGAAAUAGAUUUUGAUGACUAUGAAGAGCCUUGUACAGAUGAAGGAAUGUCUGAAGAAGAGGAAGAUUAUUUGGACUUCCUACUUGGUGACAAUGAGGAAGAAUUAAAUGAUUUUGAUCAUGAUGAUCCAUGGAUACCAACAGAUACUUAUAUAUCUUCACAAUCAUCAAUUGAAAGUGGAUCAAGUUCAUGUACCACCAAUAGCACAAGGAUCUACUGGAAAGAUGAAAACAGCAAUGAUGAUGGGGCUCCAGUUCAAACCAAGCAGGAAACCAGGCAUACAAUUUGGAAGAUUGUCUAG